Messenger RNA from Rotaria sp. Silwood2, 3592 nucleotides. The record is from the annotation of a GenBank genome assembly. Lineage: Eukaryota; Metazoa; Rotifera; Eurotatoria; Philodinida; Philodinidae.
UGACCGACAAACAUCUUGCUUUCAAACGCUUUUUCCAUGUUAAUACUCUUGUCAAUACUCGAUUUCCUAACGAAUUCUUUAGUGAUAUUGGUUCAAGUCAAUUGAUUAUCAGUAGGAGGAUAGAAUUUAGUGUGAGUGUUUUUGAAAAUAAUUUAAAGAACUUCUUAGACUUUGGAAAGAAUUUUGUUUGAAGCGCUAUGAUUGUUUUUGGAAUAUAAUUAAAAAAAUAAAUAAUCUCUUAAAAGAAUAAAGCAGAUAUGAAGAUUUCAAAUCUUCUUGACAUAGACUUUUUCUUUCAUUAGGACUAACACACAUGUGCACUCGAAAGCUUCAAGGAAAACAAGAAGAAAAAAGACUUUUUCAGUUAAUUCACAUGAUUCUUAAAUUUUAACAUUUCAGUUUACGAGCUAGUUAAAAUAAAAUUACUUCUUGCUUUAAGUGCUCUAUACGAAAUCAACAAGUUUUCUUAGACAUAGUGCCUCCUUAUCCGACGGUAGCUUUUAAGAAUACUUUCAGGUUCAAUCAUGAGCCACUACCAAUUGAAGGUAACUGUUACUUUUAAUGUUUACUCAAUGAUAAUGAACGGCUCCAAUCCAUCUCUGUACGGCAUUUCUUUGUAUUUAUUGACAGUGAGGCCAGCUCUAUUCAAUAUUUCAGCUUAAUGCAGCUGCCAUUUUUUGAUUAGUUCAGCUUAUACUCAGAUUGGCUUCUACACAGAAGAACUUCUUUAUAGCGGGACAAGACCUCUAUUAAUUGGUAAAAAUUAUUUUCAAUAGAAUAUAAAAUGCUUUUUUUCUAUUUUUUUCAGAAUCUGAAAAUAAAUCAUUCUUUCGUUUCAACGUUUGUUCAGGCAAAGUUUCUGAGAGAACUCGUUUUAUCUAUAUUAAUGUUGGUGCAAAUAUUUUACCGACAAAUGUCAGCAAUUCCAUCCAUCUAUAUUGUCUCGUUGACAACAUAAAGUUGAACUUUUUCAAAUAUAAGAUAUAUCUACUUCGAAUCCCUAUUUAUCUAUCUAUUAUGUUCAUAUUUAGAUGCUGCCCAUUAAUCUUCAUCGUAUGUAAAAUAGAGAAACAUUUCUCAGGCGAUUACAUUGUAAAAAUGAAAAUAUCGAACUUGAUCUCCUUUAUUAUUGUGUUUUUAUAUAUUCUGACAAAAAAUAUUAUAAAAGUAGUUUCAGAAGAAAUAAUGAGCUUACGAAACUGCUUCCAGAUAGUGUUCUAUAUCACAAGAUUAUUCUUCUUUCCUUCCAUAUUUAUUGUCGAAUUCGAUAGAAAAAUGAAAAGCUGACAAAAACGUCGUCUAAAGGUAAAUCGUACAUAGACGAUUGAUUGAAAAUUUAUAUGUGCACACAUCAUAAUAUCUUUGUAUGACUGCAUCAUCUAUCUUAUAAGUAGUGAUUGUUGAGCUGUCUAUACCAACGAUAAAUAGCAUUAUUUUAGAUAAGAAUAUUAAAGUUAAAGAAUAUCACUCAAAUUUUUGUCUUUAUAUAAUAUAUUAAUUCAUUAUAGCUGAAGCAUUCAAUCGCGUUUUUUAAUAGCAGUAACUAGUGCGAAUAUGAAAUUUUGACGAUUAUGAUGUAAGACUGGUUAUUUUUGGUGCGUGCAUUUUGAUUUUCAUAAUAUGUAGAAUAUCCUUUGUUUGAUCGUAGGACAGAAGUAUUGCAUCCUUAUGACACAUUUAAAAACCAUGGAUAUGAAGUAGAUGUUGUUAGUCAAACAGACAGAUACAACUGGUAUGGAUGAAUCAUCUUCUGUCUAUGCACAAAUUGAUGGAAAAAAUCGAAGAGCACUCAAUGAUAAAACUCAUCCAUUACAUGAAUUAUUAGAGUCACAACUAAAAAGAACCUGACGAUAUCGAUCCUAAUAAAUAUGCUAUUAUAUAUUAUUAAGAUGGUCAUGGAGCUGCCUUUGAUUUUCCAAAAGCUACAAGAUUACAACGUAUAGGUUCAUCUAUUUAUCAUAAUAGUGAUGUUAUUGCAGCUGUAUGUCAUGGUCCGGCUGUCUUUGCAAAUUUAAAAGAGCCGUCAAAUAUUAAUCAAAUGAUUGAAUUUACUGUAGUAGAUGGUCGAUUGGUUAGUGGUGUUAAUCCUGCAUCAGCAUCAAUAGUAGCACAAAAAGCUGUAGAAAUUGUAAAAGGCGUUCAUGUAAAAGAUAAACAACCCAAAAAAGAGCGCAUUUUAAAUAUAUACAUUUGGUUCUUGCCGAGUCAUACUAUAGCCAUAUCCAUAUACCAGCAAUUUUAUGCAUAUGAAUUAUGCUAUUUCAGCAUUCAAUAUAUUAAUAGGUACAACGAUGACUAUUCUUUAUUUGAUGAUAUCUAUUCUGUCGACGAUAUUGAAUAUUUCAAAUUAUUUCUGCAUUUGCAUUGGACUGCGAUUAACUUCUUUCUUUUUAAUAUUAAAUCAAUAGUUCUGCUUAAUUGUAUAUGUUUCGUUUUUAUGAAAAACCAGCUAAAGUUUUAUAAUUUUAAGUGGCCAUCUUUAUAAAUGCAUUUGUAUACAUUUUUGUAAAGGCCAUAUUUGUCUGAAAACUUGUUGCGAAGAUGAAUAAUCGAAUCGACAUUUCAACCCACGGUUAGAUUGACCUCAUUGAUCCCCUAUAAAAGACCUUAAUUCUUUAAUUAGUUCCUACAUUCCGUAAUGCUGAGCAGGGUGACAUUGUUCAGCAGAACAGUAUAGUGUGGAUGUGAAAGCAUGGGCGUGAAUGUAUGUCUCUUUUUGACCCUCACCCAUAUCCAUACAUUGUCGUCCUUGCUCAGUCCUACGGAGAAUGUACAUAGGAGCUAAUUAUAGAUAUAAGGUUUUUAUCGGGGUCAGUAAGGUCAAUCUAAGCAUGAGUCAGAUACCUUCAGGACUUUCGGUCUGAACUGAAAAGUAACCGAAAUUUUGGACUGGGUUGAAGGUCUGAGGCGAAAACUGCUGUAACCCGUCGAAUCCACAUAGGCUAUAAUGAAAGUUACACAAUGAAAAGCAUUAGAGAAAUUUCUAAUUCUAAGAAGAAUGUAAAGUAUAGAGAAUAACUUCGACUCAAUUAGUGGCUAAUUAUCAAAGAAAUUUGAUGAAACGAAUAUAUAGAGGAUGUUCCAAAAAUCGGAACAAAACAAAACGUGAAUAGCUUCUCAGCAACAGCUCGAGGGAUGUAAAGAGUUGUUUUAUAGUUUGAUCUCAUAUUAAUUAAAGUUUUAUUUAAUAUAUUUCAGAAUAUAUGUUUCUGUCUACAAAAGUCAGAAUUGAAACAACUGAAUCCUCUAUUACAGCCGCAUUUCAACGAUUUUAUAAAACCACGUAGUAUUGUUGAAAAUUGAUGGGUUUCUAGAAGAUCAUAGAAUAAUUACUAAAGAAAACGCGAUGAAAUUAAUGAUGUGUGUAAAAAUGACCCAGGUUCAAGUGUUCGGUCUAUAUAACUCUUCUUCGUAGAACUGUUGAAGAUAUAGCAACUUAUAUAGCUUUAAUAAGCGAUGCGCUCUCAUAACCAGAUAUAUUCUUGUUUUUGGUCAUGAACAAGCUUGUGCAAUAGACCAAAUACUUGGUCAUGAUUCAUUUUCACAAGCAACCUUAAUUUUAUUGACUUUUCUUCAGUAAUUAUUCUACAAU